CUUCCUCACGAAAUUCCCAGAGCCCCCAGAGCUGGAUCCUCUGACUGGGCCUGAGCAGGGCCUAUGUAUCUGCAUCGAUUCCAGGAGUUUGUGCUGUCAGAGGUGACAUCUCCAGCAAAGGGCAGUUUGGAGUAUCACACCUACUAGGAGUGGGAAAUCAUUGAAGAUUUCUGCGGUGGACUUGCACAGAAACUACAGACAAAUUUUCCUGCUCUAGGUGUUUUCCGGAUAAUGGCGAAGAUGGUGAGAAGAACGUGUGCGUUUUGUUCAGAAGGGGAGGCUGGUUCUGUAAUGUAUAUUGCCAAAGAGCGAAAUAUUGCAGCUCAUCAGGAUUGUCUGUUAUUUUCCUCAGGAUUUGUGGAAUCUGAAGAGUAUAACCCAGAUAAUCUGGAUAUAAGGUUUGAUGUGGCAUCAGUGUUGAAAGAACUCAAGAGAGGAAAGCGGCUGGUGUGCAACUUCUGUCGUAAGAAAGGAGCCACUGUGGGAUGUGAGGAAAGAGCCUGUCGCAGAAGUUAUCACUACUUUUGUGCACGCUGCGAUGAUGCAGCAAUAGAAACUGAUGAAGUAAAUGGAGUCUACCGAGUGUUCUGCCCAAAACAUGACCCAGGCAAUAGGACCAACCACUAUGAUGCAGCUAAUAAGAGGAGAAGGCAUGCACUGAAAUCUUCUACCAUCAUGGAACAAAUGGGCGCAGAAGAGACAGCAGAAGAAAACGGUUUACGGAUAUUAAAAAGAAAAAACAACAGGCAUAAAGUCCGAAUAGACUUUCUUAGGAAAUGCAAGCAAGCCGGGCUUCUGGAUGACAUAUUUGAAGAAAUGCUGGACACACUUCACCUGGCUCAGGAGAAACUGAUGGAUGACAACACUUCAGAAACAGAGUAUGAAGAGACGGUGAUAUCACUCUUUGACUGUGGACUGUUUGAAAAUGUACUGACAAAUAUUCAUUCAGGAACAGAGGAAAAAAUCCAGGAACUUCUGGAAAGCAGGAAAAGACUGGAUAACAAGAUUGAGCUGCUGCAGGACUUAAAAGAAGUCGUCCUUCCCGCCCAAGAGAACACCGCUAAUACAUCUAGUACGGUGUCUGACUAACCCCUCGGUCUGUCUGUAAUGGUGUCAAUAUUUAGGGUUUUCUAAUGAUAGAAACCAUAGAGCACGUCUGGUCAGUGUCUAAUUUAUCCCCCCUUCCCCUGCCGAGAUUGGGACACGGCAAGAGCUGGGUGUUUUACUCAUUUUUAUACCUCACUGUUGCAAUAAUUUUAAGUUGUCCCUUUCUUUAAAUUUUACCAUGGAUCAGUGAGUGUUAUACACCAAACAGCUUUUUUUAAAGCUCAACAACACCCUCCAGUGAAGACUUUUGUCUCAAAGACACAGGAGCAUCAGCUUUUUAAAGUCAGUUUAACUGUGGGAGCCCUCUUCUGACUGUGUGCGGUAGCUGCUUCACUCUCUGCAGCUAGGCAGUGGUGUUUUAAGGAUCACGUGGCUGCUUUGGCUUUCCAAAGAAGAUAAACUAGCAGAACUUGCACUCAAAGAAGCCUUCCGAGUUAUAAACAGGAGGUUUUUUGGUUUUUUUUUUAAUUAAACAAUGCUUGAUUGACUGCUCAAUGUAUAACUAGUUCUGCUGUAAUGGCAGUGGUGAAACAGUGUUUGCAGGCAGACCAGAAAUGGUUGGGCAUCAUACUCUAAACAUAUACAAUGUAAAAUGGAUCAAACGAUGGACCAUAUCUUCCUUUCUCCAUUAAGAAAGGCUAUGACUUCCCUCUGU
Messenger RNA from Pygoscelis adeliae (Adelie penguin), 1762 nucleotides. It is a transcript of the gene PHF11, whose product is annotated as PHD finger protein 11. Lineage: Eukaryota; Metazoa; Chordata; Aves; Sphenisciformes; Spheniscidae. The transcript has 11 exons. Bases 232 to 1089 code for a protein of 285 amino acids. Gene Ontology annotation, cellular component: nucleus. Gene Ontology annotation, molecular function: histone deacetylase binding; histone binding. The record is from RefSeq and is a predicted model, not a curated record.